AUGGUGGCUGUUUUCCCGUCAACGUUGGAAUGGAAGGAGGCACAUGAACACCAGAAGUACUCACAGUUGGUUGCAAGUGCCCUGGUUGGAAAGCGGAUCGGGCAGCAUCGCCUUUUUCUGAAACCUUGGCAGGCGGAGCUCUUGAUCAAGACGAAGGACGAUGAAGGUGUCAUUUUGCUUCGAGCAUCUACCAUGUUGAAUACGCUAGACGAAGAGCACAACAUUACCAGGGUGUUUGCCACCGACGAAAACGGUCAUGUGAUCCAGGACUUUCCGGCAGACCGUGACGUUGAGACGGUGCAAUACCAAACCGCACAUUGCGACCGAAAUUGCAUGAGUGGCGGCUACAGCUUUAAGGCAGGCACGGCAACUGCCAUCAAACUCACAUUUCAAUCCUCGCAUCGGGUUGUCCGUUUGCAUUGCUGGUCCCAAUGCAAGGCUUUCCCAGAGUGCGGGGAUCCCCACGUCCCAUGCUAUAAUGUGUUUCGCCCAGCUAGUACGCUAAUCAAUGGCGUGGAGGAAGCAUUCGUGUCAGAAACGAGCUUUCAUGAUGCUUGCUCCAUUUGCACGAGGGAUAGUCGAGUUGGAAAAUUCUUGCGACCGAACUUUCUGAGUUCGGUGCUUGCAUUUUGCGGUAUGUACUUAUUUGAUGCCUCCGGAUUCGAGCCUCUCCGGCAGCCCAAUAUCAGCGUAGGAGAAGCAGGAGCUAUUCACUUCCAUGUUGGUCGCGUUGAGAAGAUCAAACCCGAGUUGCAAGAAGGUGCUGGAUGCCGUCUCUUGAAUAUGCCCAUAAGGGGUGCUUCAUGGAAUCCAUUGCCUAACGGUCCCAUCAAUCUUCAUACCGUGGUAGAGAAAAUUGGCAAUGACAAGGUCUUUUUAGUUGUGGAAGGUAUCACGCUAUCUGACAUCAAGACUUUGUCUGUUGAUGCGCUUUUGUCAAAGCAACUUGAAAAUUUCUCAUGCAGGAACAACUUUCAAGUUUGUUUUUGGAGCCCCAAUGAGAUUCAUUCUGUUCUGAACUACAUCGACAAGGCUUGUGGAUAUGACACCGAGGACGCUUCACAUGAAUUGAGUUUGCGAGUCACAUUUCCAAACAUAUUCAACAGUACAGUAAAGGAUGUCCUGGACUACCUGCACGCAGAAUGUGCUGGCAGGGUUGUUCGCCAUACCGGGGCAAGUAUGGGCUAUCAUCUAGCGGAAAGCUCGGCUGGUUACCUUCCUGUGUCGCUAUGUGGAUCUGCUCAGAGCCUUGCUCGGGAUAUACCCAAGAUCGAGAGGGUGCAAAAGUCCAUGCGUCAAGCUGGUCAGUACCACCAUCGAGAUGACUAUGCCGUUCUGAGGGUUAUACGUCCCACCAAGAGUGAGGUUAGUGCUUUGGCAUCAGAGCUGGAAGAGUUUUGCUAUGAAGGAUCGAAACGAGCGAUCUACUCUUCCAUGCACGCUCGUCAACACGGUGACGCUCGAUGGGGAGUGGCUCUUCCCAGGAUCCAAAGGAUCUUGCAAAAGAUGACACAGUCUCCGCUGGAUGCAACUGCAGAAUGGCAGAGUGCAGCAGUACAGACGUUGAACAUUUAUGUCUGA
Messenger RNA from Seminavis robusta, 1581 nucleotides. The record is from the annotation of a GenBank genome assembly. Lineage: Eukaryota; Bacillariophyta; Bacillariophyceae; Naviculales; Naviculaceae.